AUGGGCAAGCCAAAGAGGCAACCUGCCGGCAAGGCUCGACAGCCAGCGUCCUUGAAUCCGCAGUCAUUUUCGAAUCUCACAGCCAAGAUCGAGGGAAAACUAGGCAAAGCUACCAAAGACAACUCAACCGACAACAAGAAGCGCAAACAUAUCGACGAGCAAUUGGAGAGCUCGCACCAACGGAAAAAGCACGCCCAUCGUCGCGACAAGUCCACGAGCGGGCGUGACGGGAUUACGACUGAGGUGAAGGGCAAGAAGGGCGCGCCCCUCAACCGCGAGGAUCUUCUAGAGGAGAUCAGGGCCUUGGGAGGAGACGAAGAGGACCUGAAGCUCAUUGGAGACAUUGAUUCGGACGACGAAGACGCCACUGGGGAAGCCAACUCCGUCGCUACUGUUGACGGAAAACUUCAGAAUGAGCUUGCUGCUUUCGCAGCUCAGCUAGGCCUCCAACGACAUCAUGAAGCAGCAACAGCCCAGGAUGCAGAAGAAUUCCCGGAGGAGGAGGAGGAGGGGGAGGAGGAGACAGAGGAGCAUGAAGUGAGCGAGGCAGACGAAGUUGGUGAAGGCGAUGACCAGUCAGCCCAGGAAGACACAGCUUCCGAGGUCCAUGCACCGCAACAACUUCCCCGUAAGGAUGUCAAAGAUACGUUCAAGAAGCAGUUCAAAUUCGAACCUCGUGCUGAUUGGCACGGCGCGGAACUGAGCCAGCUCCCAGACCCUACGUCUCCCGAAGUGAAUGGUUUCCUUGGCGCCAUCAAUGCUCUCAGAGCUCAUGCAGUCACUCUUCUGGAGGCGGACGCGGCAGCGUACAACAAGAGCGUUUUGGCAUCAUCCUCUCGAAAGUUCCUCUCCACCAUCAUGUCUUCCGGAACGCUCUCCGACAAAGUUUCUGCUCUCACCUUGGCAAUUCAAGAAUCACCGCUGCACAACGUCAAGGCUUUUGAGUCACUCCUAGGCCUUGCAUCCAAAAGGAGUCGUGCUCAGGCCAUUGGUGCUCUUGGUGCUCUGGUCGAUCUCCUCGGUCCAGGCCUAGUUCUACCCCCUAAUAGGAGACUGCGCGCCUUUCAGACUCAACCUGGUCUCAUUGGAGCUCUACAGCGAUCCUCUGUCAAGAAUUGGAACUCUAGCCAAGCCUUACCGGGUCGCUUAACGGAUGCACACCUCAUCCAGUGGGCUUACGAGGACUGGCUCAAGACAUCAUACUUCAAGAUCAUCCAGCUCCUUGAGGUCUGGUGCAAUGAUGAGAUUGAAUACUCUCGCACCCGUUCUAUCGACUUUGUCUACGGCCUGCUCAAGGACAAGCCCGAGCAAGAGACCAAUUUGCUCAGGUUGUUGGUUAACAAGAUGGGCGACAAGGACCGCAAGAUUGCCUCGAGAGUUUCCUACCUUCUUCUCCAGCUCCAGAACACCCACCCCGGAAUGAAGCAGGUUGUGAUCAAGGGCAUAGAGCAGGAAGUUCUACUCCGACCAGGCCAAACCUUCAGGGCUAAGUACCACGCCACGAACACUCUGAAUCAGACGAUACUGAGCAACCGCGAAGGUGGCACGGCAGAGGCACUGCUCCGCAUUUAUUUUGAGAUUUUCGUUACUCUUCUCAACAGUUCCGCACUUGGCAAAGCACCUGCUGAAAGUCAACAGGAUCGUUCUUCCAAGGAGACUGGCGUUACAACGGAGACAGCCGAUAAGCUGGUCACCGCAGUAUUGACAGGUAUCAACCGCGCUGUGCCGUUCGUAGCCGAACAUGACCCCAUCCUCGAAUCCCAAAUGGACACCCUUUUCCGCAUUGCGCACUCAACGAACUUCAACACGAGCAUUCAGGCGCUGAUUCUCAUCCAGCAAAUAUCCGUGUCAAGACACUUGGCUUCCGAUAGAUUCUACAGAACGUUGUACGAAUCCUUGUUGGAUCCGCGACUUGCCAACUCCUCUAAACAAGCCCUUUACCUGAACCUGAUUCUGAAGUCUCUCAAGGCCGAUGUUGACACGAGGCGAAUCAAGGCCUUUGCGAAGAGAAUGUUGCAGAUUCUCAACUUGCACCAGCCUGCUUUCGUCUGUGGCUUGAUAUAUGUGGUGUUCCAACUGCGGACCCAGUUCCCCGACCUUAGAGCACUUCUUGAAGAACCAGAGGAUAACGACACAGAAGAGGCCACUAGCCAGCCCUCGGCAGAGGAUCAGAACACAUCUGUGUCUAGAGGAAGUGUGUACGACGGCCGCAAAAGAAACCCAGAGCAUAGCAAUGCUCAAAACAGCUGUCUCUGGGAAAUUAUACCACCCCUCACUCACUUCCACCCGUCCGUGUCUCUACUAGCCGCAAGUCUGUUCUCAAAUGAGAAGCAGAUGGCCAAGCCUGACUUGGAGAGCCAUAGCUUGAUCAGAUUCCUCGACAAAUUUGUGUACCGCAGCCCGAAGGCGGCAGAGACUGCCAGGGGAGCAUCAAUCAUGCAGCCGGUCCGCAAUCCCGAUUCUGGUAGCAUCUGGCUCGCGAAGAGAACUGGCUCAGGCGCAGCUGCGCCAAUUAACACGCCUAAAUUCUGGAACAAGAAGGUAGACCAGGUCGCAGCGGAGGAUAUCUUCUUCCACGAAUACUUCAAGCAAGCGGGCAAGAAGGUCGAGGGUGGUAAGAAGAUCACUGAACAAUCGUCAUCUGGACAAGACGAGGUCAGUGUCGAGGACGACGCCGAGCAAGAGGAUGAGAUCUGGAAGGCCCUGACUGCCUCGCAUCCCGAUGGUCCAAUCGAGAGUGACGAUGACGACCUUGACAUGGAUGGAUUCGACGACAGCGAUGAAGAGUCUGAUGGCGGCGUCGUUUUCUCUGACGGCUCCGACGCCGAACUUUCGGAUGGUGACGAAGAUGACGAAGACGACAAAGAUGCUAGCGAGCUUCAUGGCGAGGAAGGAGACGACGAUGAGGCGAUGGAGGAUGAGGAGAGCCCUGAGUUAUCUGCAGUACCUGGAGAGGCCGAGGAAACUAGCCAGAAGAGCAAGAGCGCCGCCCGAUCAUCCAGGAGGAAACUCAAGGACUUGCCUAUGUUUGCGUCGGCAGAUGAUUAUGCCGAGCUCUUGGCGGCAGAGGAAGAGGACAUGUAA
Colletotrichum acutatum is the source of this 3084-nucleotide messenger RNA. RefSeq names its product CBF/Mak21 family protein. Lineage: Eukaryota; Fungi; Ascomycota; Sordariomycetes; Glomerellales; Glomerellaceae. Bases 1 to 3084 code for a protein of 1027 amino acids. The transcript has 4 exons. The record is from RefSeq and is a predicted model, not a curated record. Gene Ontology annotation, cellular component: nucleus.